AAAUUGAAAUCAAUACUUUUACGAUAACGUCCUUUUAAAGACUGAUUUUAUACAUUUGCGUGAAAGCAAAGUGAUGCAAAAACUUACAAAAACAAAACAAUCACAACCACAAAAAAAUAUUAAAAGAGUGCGAGAACAAAUCAAUUAAACCAAGUAACCAACUUCAAUAAUAAUUCAAUCAUGAAAUUCGUGUGUGCUUUGUGUCAGUGAAACCACCAAAUGGAGUUCAAAUUAGCGAUCGAUUUAAUCGUUUUAUUUUCAGUUCUAUUUCCGUUUCAUUUAUGUUCGCCUUCUCAUUGUGUUUUCUUUUCGUGUGCAUUUUUGUUUGAUUUUACGCGUGAAAAUGUUGUUAGCAAUGCGUCGCGAGAAUGAACACCACCACGCCGCAGUCACAGCCACAGUACCGCCAAUCGUUACAGCAGCCAGCGCCGUCGUCAACGUCGCCACCACAGAGUCAGCACCGGUUAGUGUGUCGGCCACCACGAAUGGUCUUGUAGUGCCCUGUGUUAGUACAACACUUCAGCUGUCACCCAACUUAAGUGUCGCCGCAAACGCAACUUCUUGUACCAUACAACACCAUCAUCUGUUGCAGCAACAACAAUUGCAACAGCAACAGCAAGAACUUCAACAACAACACGCACAACAUUUGCAGCAACAACAAGCGGACUCAUUAAAUACACCCACAACACCGUUGCUCAACUUGGGUCGUAGUCCUUUACAAUUUCCACCGCCCCCACCACCACCGGUACCCGUACAUGCCGGGCCACAAUUCAGUUUCUAUACACCUAGUACGGGUGCAGCCACUUACCUGCAUCCGCAUUAUCCACUGCCCUCAGCUGUACCAACGUCUGUUGGUACUUCACUGGUGCCAGUCAACACCGGAAGCGCCUCUUUGGCGAAUGGCGCACAACUUUCCAGCUCAGCCCAGUCGACGGAAUUAGACGAAUACGUUGACAUCUUACAAGUACAGCAACUAUUAUUGGACUCAUCAGCGUCCGCCAGUCAGCAGCAGGCAUUGGCCGCAGCUAAUGGCGCUAAUACGAGUACUAGUGGUAUAACUGCGACAACGAGCUCACAACAAAGUUUGCCCAAACCACGACCGCGUUUAAAUCUGCAAAAGGCUUCGGAAUACGCUGCUCAAGUGCAAGCGGAGUCACCAUCUUCUCGUCGCAUGCUACUCGAUUAUCCCAGUCCAUAUUUGUACGGUAAUCAUUAUCACUCGUCGCCCAGUGAGGACCUCGUUGCCCUCUGGUUCGGCAGCAAUGGCUCAGUUACUGAGUGGGAAAGCCGUGAUAAAAACGUCUCCAAAUAUGAAAUAAAUUUCAUAAGCCUGUUCCUGCAAGCAAUACGUGUGCGCUAA
Messenger RNA from Bactrocera oleae (olive fruit fly), 1360 nucleotides. The record is from RefSeq and is a predicted model, not a curated record. NCBI's taxonomy places the organism in Eukaryota, Metazoa, Arthropoda, Insecta, Diptera, Tephritidae.